AAGAAAAGCGUUCGCUUGUGCUGGCUGAUGAAACAUUGCACAGUCUCGGUGGUAUUAAAUACCCCUUCUGUUGUUUAUUGAAUACCAGCCCACAGCAACACACCAUUAUUGUCCAGUUUCCGUACAUCGUUUGCGUUCGUGAAUCGUUGUUGUGCAAAACGCUGACAGUUCUUCGCAGUUUGUGCAAUAAAGUGGAGCAUUCGUUGAGCUAUUACGCGUAUGUUGCUCAUUACUCAUUCACGAAUGGUGUCGAUUUUAGUUUGCCAUACGUGAGAACUAUAAACGGGGUGUCUGAGAAAACGAGUGUUAAGCGUGUAUUCUUUAACAACGCGGUUUAGCGUUCCAACACUGAGUAGACGAAGCGGACGACGCAAUACACGAUCCGACUGCGGCGACAUCAUCACUGCAGAUGGCAGUUUGCACCAGCAACCUGACGUCCGAUUCUGGUGGCGCUCCGGAAAACUUUCACAUCACCUACUCGCACGACGGUGACGAGGAUGAGGAAGGAGUGGACGCUGUGCAUGAUGGUGAUCUGCUGUCCACGUCCAGCUUCCAGAUCGGUGGGAUCGGUGGCGAAAGUACGCUCCGUUGCCCUUUGUGUGGUGCCCACCGUCGUCACUUUCACUGCAAAUCGUGCAUCCGUCACGGAGACUUCCUGCACACAGCGACCGCCGUGUACUGUCAGCUGCCAGAACGAUUCGGCGAAAAGCAGCAGCGCUUGAGAAACCUUCGCACGGCAAACGCUACGCUCGAAAGCAAAGGCACCACGAUGCUGGAAAAGUUACACCAAGCGGGACGUUUAGCUGGCGAGAUCAAGCAACGGUCGGACAAAGCGAGCAUCAUACGGAAAACGAUCGAGCUGAAACGCAUCGCCAUCGAGGAAUUGCGGCUGAAACAACGUCACCUUGGUGACGCGAUCCGCAAGCUGCGCAUCACGUUGCCUCGGUACGACGAUAAGGUAAAGACGCUCAGCGAAUUUGUAGCCGGUAAGCUGGACGAGAGUGAGCACCGAAAGGCGAAGCUGACGGCAGUGCAGGAGCGUUUGCGUCAGCUGAAGCGCGAUCAGGUGCAGCAGCUCGUACGUAUCAUCUUCUCGAUCACGCAAACGAUCGUCAGCCGAAGUAGCUUGGCGGGAAGCAGCAGUACGACGAGCACUGCGAGCGGCAGCUCUGCAGGUGGUGGUACGGGACUCAGCAAUACCCGUAGUACGAUAAACGAAAUUUCUGAAGCUACUCGAACCGCGUAUGUCCGCGGGCAGUGGGUGUUGCAGGAUAGCUUCGGGGAGAUACAGCAUGUAAUAAUUGCACCGGCACUUCCCGGUACCGGCAACUAUUCGGCCUAUAACGAUUGGGCUACGGGUGAUGGUGGUGCGGUAAUUAGUGCCACCUCGACGGUCACUUCUACUAUGGAAGUUUCUUCCUCGCCUGGUACAGGUGGCAACAGGGUGGGAAGUCACAAUCCAGCACACACCAUUGCAGCGGCCUUAACAUACACCAGUCAGCUUGUGGCGCUGCUUGGCUACUAUCUGGACGUUCGGUUACCGUACCGUGUGGCGUACGCUGACUUCUGUACGACAACGCUGUCGGAGGCACAGUUUGCCCGGAAGGUGGCACGAUUGAAUGCGGACAUUGUGUUCCUGUGCCAUACACAAGGCUGCCGGUUGAACGACAUGAACCCGACGCACACACUCGAGAAUGUGCUCUGUCUGCUAAAAUCAUCCGCUCUUGGCCAUUGUGGACCGACGGAUCGAAACAGUUGCCUUUCCGAUUCGAUGGAACAGUUGCUAAUGCAGAACAUUGGCGAAGAUUCCGACUCGGAGGAUGAAACAAAUCUUCACCAGGAAUGGGAAGCUGUCCCUAGCAACCUUUCACCGGUAACGGCCGAACAACCGUACCAACCGAUGGCACUAGCAUUGGACCAAAGGCGCCCAACGGUCGGUCACACGGGAUUGCACUAUCAUCAUCUUCAGCAACCGACCGGUGCCGCCGCAACCAGCCUCAUGGCCAGUGCCUUCGCCUCGGUCAGCUCAUUCUGGAAAGGAUGGACGGGGAAGUAAGAAUCUAACCUAAGAGGCAUCGAUCCAGGUGCCCCUCGCUACACAACUCACUCGAGAGAUUCGCUAUGCUCAUUCCUUUUGCACAACCAGCCACCGCGUUUUAUCAGGCGAGAAACUCAAGGCAAAAAUGAAAACCAUUUAUACAGUUUCUUUUUUACAAAUACAUAUGUGAUAGCACAAAACCAAACUGUACAGGCUUUCCAACACCCGUUUGAUGCCAUUACGAAUAGGAAAUAGCACACAAAACAGUAAACGCUUCCAAAAACGACAAGGAACAUCGUUACAAACUGCUCCAAAUAUGGUACAAAAAGAAGAACGUAACAAAAUCAGAUUGAAGCUUGAGCAACCAACCACUCGGAAAACGCUUGUAGACAUUUUCUUUACAUUACACUCGUUUUCGGUUGUGAAUUGUUGCGACGAUCAAGAAAAGGGUGUAAAGGGAUGAAUAGAGAUAAUUUUGUCUGUAAAACAAAAAAUAAACUCAUUUUAUAAAUGUUAUUUUAUAUGCAAAACAACAACUAAAAAGUUCACUAAACCGUAAGUUAGCGUCGGAAUGGAAAUAAAGUAAUUAAUUUUUUAGCUGUGAUUAACUUCAAAAUAAUAA
Molecule: messenger RNA, 2660 nt
Organism: Anopheles funestus (African malaria mosquito)
Lineage: Eukaryota; Metazoa; Arthropoda; Insecta; Diptera; Culicidae
Gene: Atg14
Product: beclin 1-associated autophagy-related key regulator
Exons: 2
Coding region: 410-2056 (548 amino acids)
Biological process (GO): mitophagy; cellular response to starvation; autophagosome assembly
Cellular component (GO): extrinsic component of omegasome membrane; phosphatidylinositol 3-kinase complex, class III; autophagosome
Source: RefSeq, a predicted model, not a curated record